Melospiza melodia melodia is the source of this 4238-nucleotide messenger RNA. It is a transcript of the gene FGF6, whose product is annotated as fibroblast growth factor 6. Gene Ontology annotation, cellular component: cytoplasm. The transcript has 3 exons. Bases 207 to 827 code for a protein of 206 amino acids. NCBI's taxonomy places the organism in Eukaryota, Metazoa, Chordata, Aves, Passeriformes, Passerellidae. The record is from RefSeq and is a predicted model, not a curated record. Gene Ontology annotation, molecular function: growth factor activity; fibroblast growth factor receptor binding. Gene Ontology annotation, biological process: animal organ morphogenesis; fibroblast growth factor receptor signaling pathway; positive regulation of gene expression.
UCUACAAACCAUGGUCCCCACCAGUUGCAGUCCUGCUGGCCUGUCUCUGCUCCCAACCCAACUGCUAUCGGGCUUUAGUUUCAGGUCAGCAAGCUCUAUUUGCUUUCCAAAAAUAAGCCUCUGCCACCAUGCUGAAGGGAGAAAAACAAGAAGGGCGGUAUUUUUAGGGCCAUUAAUUCUGACCACGUGCCCAGGAGGUGAACGGGAUGGCCACGGCACAAAGACCUCUCAUCACUAUGUCCUGCGACGCCGGUGCUCAGCGGACGCUGCCUGCCUUCCUUCUCCUGGGCCUGCUGGCCGGGAUUGCCGCCACACACCCAGCUGUAAGCAGAACUAAUGGCACAUUGCUGGAGAGAGGAUGGCAAUCUCUGCUGUCCAGGUCCAUGGCUGGGAUGUCAGGGGAGAAGGCAGAUGUGAACUGGGAGAGUGACUAUUUGCUAGGAAUCAAGAGGCAGCGGAGGCUUUACUGCAACGUGGGCAUCGGGUUUCACCUUCAAAUCCUCCCAGACGGAAGGAUAAGCGGAGUUCACAAUGAAAACCAAUACAGUCUCUUUGAAAUAUCCACUGUAGAAAGAGGUGUUGUAAGUCUGCUUGGUGUGAAAAGUGCUCUCUUCAUUGCAAUGAACAGCAAAGGCAGGUUGUAUGGGACGGCUGUUUUCCAAGAUGAAUGCAAGUUCAAGGAAACCUUGCUGCCCAAUAACUACAACGCAUAUGAAUCCAAGGUUCACCGCGGCGCUUACAUAGCCCUGAGCAAACACGGCAGGGUGAAGAGAGGGAACAAGGUUUCUCCUGCCAUGACAGUGACCCACUUCUUACCAAGAAUAUGACCACCAGCAAAACAGAAGAUUAAAUCCCAGGACAAACUGUUUCAUUUUGCACAUGGGGAAUAACCUCCCAGGUAAAGUAUUUAUACUGGUCAUUGCAAAAAAAAAAAAAAAAAAGAUAUCUCUAUAUGUAUGUGUAUAUUUGGAUAAAAAUAUUUGUACUAGAUUCAUCACAUAGCAUAUGUAUUACAAUGCUGCUUCUCUCCUACUCUGUACAAAUUUUACAUGGCUGUGUGCCUCCUUUGGUGCUGUACAGAGAAAAAUGCAAGCUGGAGUGCAAAGGAAGUUUUUGGAAGAUGCAGAAUGGCUGUGGACAACCAUCUAAUCAAUCAUAGGUGAUUUACUAGAUAUUAUUUACCUCACAUAAUAACCUCUUGUACUGAACUGUUUACAUACCAUGGGCCAAAUCACCAGAUGAUUUUGCUUCACCAGAGCUUCAGGCAGUUCACUCCAUCUGAAUAUCUGCCUGCAUCCCCCUCUAUAGACUGUGUCCUGUCCUCUAAAGUCCUCAACCUGUUUUGAUCACUAAGGUGCCAAUUCCAUAAGUGUUUCUACACAAGAAAAUUGUCUGUUCCUAGAGCGCCUCUGCCUCUGAAGGGAUUCCCCAGGGUCUCCUCACAUGGACUGGUUGGCAAAAUGAAGACCUACAAUCAAUUUCCCAUGGGAAGCGCCACAGGAUAAAUCAUACAUGACUCCCAAGUGCAAAACUGAUUUGGAGCUGAGGAUUCUGAAUGGCAUUUUGUGAGCUUAGUUUAGACUUACCUCCAGUAUAGAUGUGUACAUCUUUAAUAUUAAUAUUUGUAUAAAUAUAGACAUGGGAUGGAUGAGUGUGCAUCUAUGUAAGUACAUACUUUUAAUGAAUCAGUCAUGCCAGUCUCCUGAUGCCCAUGUGCCUCUAUAUAAAAGAAAAGAAAUAUUUAAAGGCACUGAAUCUCAUUUAGCCUGAAUGUUGUUGAUCUCUAAGAACUAGAACUGGUGUGUGGGAUGCAUUUUAUAAAAGAUAAGAAAUUCAUGGAAGCUUCCAGCAAAGGGUUAUUUUAGAAAACUCUGUUGAAUUUUCACUGUCUUAAGUAUAUUUGGUUCUUCUCUAUCAUACCUCCCUAAGGUAUGAAGGACAGAGAAAGGAGGCUACACAAGCAUACCUUCCCAUGUUGGGACAGAGGAACUCGUGCCAUAAUUCCAAUUUCUGUCACUUGCAAAGCAUCUGUUUCAAAGACAACAUAGCAAGCUGUAUGAAGCACUCUUCAAAGCUCUCCUAGAAGCUGUACAAAUGACACAUAACCUUGCUUUGCUAUUUUGACAAUCCUUAUCCAGAUCACCAAUGAAGCUGCAUUCUCUGUGCCUUUGAAAGAGUAUUUUAAGAGGCCCAAAGUCAAUAGUUGCUAUAAAUGUCAGUUACCAGAAGCCUUGGGAUUCCUGCAUUGGUGGCAUGCUCCUAAAUUUGAAACUAGAUUCAAUGUAAUGUCAGAGCAUGAGCAUUUUCAGCAUAGAUGGACCAUGCUGCUGCAGAAGUGAAUAUCUGAGUGCAAGAUUAUCUCCCACGUCCAGCCAAAAGGGGGCUAUGUCCAGCCUUGACAUGCCAUUCUAUUUGCAGGGGCUGUCUAUUCGUGAUGAAUUUGAGCCUUCUGACAUGCAUGAGAGACACUGUCAGGGCCAGAUCCUCAGCUGGAGUAAAUCAGUCCAGGAAAACUAUCAGUUUAUAGCUACAGAAGAUUUGGCCCAAAGGACAUACCCACAAGGAUGUACCCACCACCACCAUUCCCAAGAAACUGUCAAUGCAAUUGUUUUGUGAACAAGAUACACUUUUCCAGCAUCUCUAAUGUGACUUAUACUUGGAUUUAUCUGGUUCAAAUGUAAGUGAUGAUCACAAUGUAAAUGAAGAGAAAAAAAGAGUGGAAUCCUACUCACAGUACAGGAAUGGGAUACUUUGGAGGAUGCUUUGGAAGGAAAGGAGUUGAAAGGAAUUGCUCUUUAUUUUCUGGUCUUGCAGUAUUUCAGAAAGAAGCCAAGAUGACACACUUUGUUCACCCACAACCUGUGCCGCAGUUCGCUUUGGAGAAAUGUGCAUUUGAAGUGAAAAAUCAGGAUGUUUUGAGUGGGGAGAGAGUGGGUCAAAGAAAAGUUUGGAGGAUAUCAGAGUCCCUAGAAGUACAGAGAGCUGUGCAACAUUAGCUGGCAACCUGUAUCCUGGGGUAAUAUUCCUAAUUGUCUUUGAAAUGAAGUUUGAAGAAGUAUGGAAGAGUCCAGGGAUGUAGAAGGAAAUAGAGUUCAAAUGCUGGCGCACAAAUUUGUUUCUGAUCACAGCUUAAUCCAGCAUCCUUGUGACAGGAUGAAGUCUGUUCCCUCUUAAACCAGGGCAGCCUAGAGAAAAUGACUGUUGCCAGGACUGGUAAGCAUUGGGAGAGCUGGCACAAAAGGCGGGAAUCAGACUCACUGGCUCCAUUUUGCACACACUGGUCAAGCGAGGACAACCUGUAGACCAGGUCACAAGGAGUCAGGACAAGAGGGAAACAGCCUCAAGCUGUGCCAGGGGAGGUUCAGGUUGGACAUCAGGAAGAAUUUCUUCACUGAAGGGGUGGUCAGGCAUUGGAACAGGCUGCCCAGAGAAGUGGUGGAGUCACCAUCCCUGGAAGUGUCCAGGAUAUUACUGGAUGUGGCUCUGGUCUGGUUGACAAGGUGGGGAUUUGUCAAAGGUUGGACUUGAUGAUCUUGGAGGUGUUUUCCAACCUCAGUCAUUCUGUGUAUCUAUAAAUCUGUUAUUCACAGCCUGAGACUGCUCUUAGGAACUGCAGACCCUUUUGGAUGCAGUUUUGGUGGGCAUUUGGAGAGCCCCAUCAGUCACUCUGCUGAGUUACUCUUUACAUCACUGUUUUUAUCCUCAUUACACCCCAAUGCCAGCCAGAUCAACAUGGAAAUCACAGCUGAAAUCAAAGAAGGGUAUGUGACUAUAUAAAGAAAACUCAUGAAACUAAAGGAAUUUCCCACAUCAGGGCCAAAUUAGGAACUUCAAAACAUAUCUCAAGUGUGCAUUAACAGGGGUCAUGCCAUGGGCUGAGCUUUGAAAACAUUGCUGUGACUGCUCCACACCAGCCUGGCAUGCCCACAUUUUGCACAUGGGAUUCUUCUGUGGAGUUAAUGCCUAUAUUUACAGUUUCUCCUUCCUCAGGCAAGCCCCAUAACAUUCUAAGACUUAAUUCACCCUGUUAGAAAGCAGAUUUGGCUGGAACUGAAUCAUGUUCUUAAAUAAAUGUAUUUUUCCCAGACAUGCAGAGACACAGAUAUACACACAGUGGAAAAGCAGAGUAAUAUUUGUAUACCUCACUAUUUCAAUUCCAAGAUUUUAUUUUGCACAGUAAAAUGGUGCCAAAGUUCUCAGAUUGCUUUUUUUUCACUAAAAUAUACCUCAUGUUCUGA